Hydra vulgaris (swiftwater hydra) is the source of this 618-nucleotide messenger RNA. Its product is annotated as cAMP-regulated phosphoprotein 19. The record is from RefSeq and is a predicted model, not a curated record. Lineage: Eukaryota; Metazoa; Cnidaria; Hydrozoa; Anthoathecata; Hydridae.
AUAAAUAGAGUAUAAUUAAUUUAGCAUGGUAGUAUUAGAAAGUUGAUAAUAAUAAAGGCCAACUUCUACAAAGUUAGUAUAUAAAAAAAUAAAAAACAGAAAUAGAAAAAUUGUUAAAAUGGAAGCUACUUUAAAAAUACAACCAGAUUCAUCUGAAGCUGAUCAUUUUAAGAAUAAGUUUCCUGGUAAAGGUGCACCAAAACAAACCGAUUUUCUUCGUAAGCGAUUGCAAGGAAAGAGUGGCGGAAAGUACUUUGAUUCUGGCGACUAUAAUGUAGCAAAGAGUACUAAAAAAAAAGAUGCAACUAUUAUUACUGGAAAAGCCAUUCCUACACCAGAAGUAAUUCCUCAUCGCAAACCUUCGAGCUCUCAAAGUAAUUUACUUGGUGUACCUGAUCAUACUUUAGAAGAAAAGAAAGUUGAAGUAGAAAAUGAAGAAGCUAAAAAUGCAGAAUAAACUUGGUUUUGAGAUCUGCAGUUUAAGAAAAUAUCUUAUAGAGUUAAGAAAAAAUUGUAAAUAAUUUUUUUCCAUUUGUUUUAUUUUUAUUUCUAUUGGAGUUAAAAAAAAUACGAUAACUUGUAACGGUUACGGAUGUUCGUUCAAUUUUAGUGUUUUUG